GAGCCCCAGCCACUAAGGAGAGACUAUAUUGAAGGUACCAUGAGCAAGAUCAGCGACGUGGUGAAGAGGGCCAGGGCCGCCUUCAACUCAGGCCUGACCCGCCCGCUGCAGUUCCGGAUCCAGCAACUGGAGGCGCUGCGGCGCAUGAUCCAGGAGCGCCAGCCGGACAUCGUGGAGGCUUUGGCCGCUGAUCUGCACAAGAAUGAAUGGACCGCCUACUGUGAGGAGGUGGGGUACGUUCUGGAGGAGAUUGCGUAUAUGAUCAAGAAUCUCCAUGAGUGGGUCAAGGAUGAGCCUGUGGAGAAGACUCCUGAGACCCAGCAGGAUGAGUCCUACAUCCACUCGGAGCCCCUGGGAGUGGUCCUCAUCAUCGGCACCUGGAACUACCCCUUCAACCUCAUUAUCCAGCCCAUGGCCGGCGCCAUUGCUGCAGGGAAUGCAGUGGUUCUCAAACCCUCAGAGCUGAGUGAGAACAUGGCAAACCUGCUUGCCACCAUCCUCCCUCAGUAUGUAGAUAAGGACCUGUACCCAGUGAUAAAUGGGGGUGUCCCUGAGACCACAGAGGUGCUCAAGGAGAGAUUUGACCACAUCUUCUACACGGGCAGCUCAGGCGUAGGGAAGAUUGUUAUGACGGCUGCUGCCAAGCACCUGACUCCUGUCACACUGGAACUGGGAGGAAAGAGCCCCUGCUAUGUGGACAAGGACUGCAAUCUGGAUGUGGCCUGCCGACGCAUUGCCUGGGGGAAAUUCAUGAACAGCGGCCAGACCUGUGUGGCCCCUGACUACAUCCUUUGUGACCCCUCAAUCCAGCACCAAAUCGUGGAGAAACUAAAGAAGUCUCUGAAAGAGUUCUAUGGGGAAGAUGCCAAGAAGUCACGUGACUAUGGAAGAAUCAUUAAUGCCCGGCACUUCCAGAGGGUGAUGGGGCUAAUUGAGGGCCAGAAAGUGGCCCAUGGAGGCACUGGAGAUAUGGCCUCCCGCUACAUAGCCCCCACCAUCCUCACGGAUGUGGACCCCCAGUCCCAGGUGAUGCAAGAGGAAAUCUUUGGACCAGUGAUGCCCAUCGUGUGCGUGCGCAGCCUGGAGGAAGCCAUCCAGUUCAUCAACCAGCGUGAGAAGCCCCUGGCUCUCUAUGUCUUCUCCAACAAUAACAAUGUGAUCAAGAAAAUGAUCUCAGAGACAUCAAGUGGCGGGGUGACGGCCAACGACGUCAUCGUACACAUCACUGUGCACUCUCUGCCCUUCGGGGGCGUGGGGCACAGCGGUAUGGGGGCCUACCACGGCCGGAAGAGCUUCGAGACCUUCUCCCACCGCCGUUCUUGCCUGGUGAGGUCUUUACUGAAUGACGAUGCCCACAAGGCCAGGUACCCCCCAAGCCCAGCCAAGGUGAGAGGUGGAGAAUGGGGCUGCCAGGGGAAGCAGGCUGUGCCAGACAGCGCAGGGGCUUGGUCCUCACUGCCCCCACCUGUCCUUCCUUAUAGAUGCCCUGGCACUGAAGAGGGCCACUGCGCCUGGCCCAUCUGUGCUGUGCGGCCACCAGAGGAUGAGACCCCUCUCUUGCUCUCCGACUCCUGGAGCUCCUGA
Molecule: messenger RNA, 1584 nt
Organism: Marmota flaviventris (yellow-bellied marmot)
Lineage: Eukaryota; Metazoa; Chordata; Mammalia; Rodentia; Sciuridae
Gene: Aldh3a1
Product: aldehyde dehydrogenase 3 family member A1
Biological process (GO): aldehyde metabolic process
Cellular component (GO): cytoplasm
Molecular function (GO): aldehyde dehydrogenase (NAD+) activity; 3-chloroallyl aldehyde dehydrogenase activity
Source: RefSeq, a predicted model, not a curated record